GUGACAACUUUUUAAAAUGUUGAUGGACCAUGGGAAACAAUUCUGUAGGAGUUGAGAAAACAAGUGUGAGGAAACUGAACCACGAGUAAGGAAGAUUAGACGGUAUGCUUGCUGGACAGACGGAGGAGGUUGUUGAGAUACUCUUCACCAUGAACGAGAACCGGUCAGUCACACUGACCGCGUCAAACUACACGAGCGUGACCUCUGACCUGGUGACCAGCACUUCCGCCCUGCCCCCCUACAACACGACGGAUGAGCUGCACGCGAUCCUGUACGAGCUGAGCCAGGAGCGCGCGCUCUACAACAUUCCCGCCAUGAUCUUCGUCUGCCUGCUCAUGUUUCUGGGCGUGGUCGGCAACAGCUUGGUGGUUUACGUAUACAGCAGCCGCUUCAAGAAAACCUCGUCUAACUACUUCAUCCUGACCAUGGCCGUCUUUGAUCUGAUUGCCUGCGCUAUCGGCAUGCCGACGGAGAUCUACGAUCUCAACAACCCUUACACGUUUUACAGCGUAGCCGGGUGUAAAAUUCUACGCGGGUGUGAAGUCUUCAACGUCUACGGUUCAGCUAUUGUACUUGUGGAGAUCGCGUUCGACCGGUAUUUCAAAAUCUGCCGGCCGCUGAUGAUGGUGAAUUUGUCUCGUAUUCGAGUGCAGUGCGGUCUUGCUGUGGUGCUGGCUGCGGCGAUGUCGGUCAGCGCUUUUUUUCUGUUCGGCAUUGACCGGAACCACACCCCCAUCCCGGGGGUGUACGGGUUCGACUGUUCGAUCUCGGAAACGUACAAGUCGUCGACGUUUCAACUUGUUUACUAUUUCGUGCUCGGCGCUCUGUUUUUGAUCACGCUUGUCGUGUUGAUUGGUCUGUACAUCCGCAUCUGGCUAGAGAUUCGAUGCCGGCGGAGGCUCGUCAACGGGGAGCAGAUCCCCAGGGAGAAAGACACGGACUCCAAAAAACGGAUCCGCAUUAAGUACCUCCCCAGCAUGAGCGAGGACGAGUCCCUCAACAACGCCGUCAGCCACCACGGCAACAACAUCUCCAUGAUGGAGCUCCAGAAAUCCAGCGGCAAAUCCGUCACCACGCAGACAUCCGUCGACCGCCGCAGCAAGCUUCAAUCCCUGGCCAGGUACGCCUCGCGCCUCAAGGUCACUCGCACCACGGUCGUCUUAUUCGCCGUGACGGUGGCGUUCGUGCUGAGCUACCUGCCGUCCACUGCCGUCAUGGUUGUGCGCAGCACCGUCAAAGACUUCGAUAAAAACCAGUCGGCCGCGACGCAGAUUUUCAUCAAGAUCUUCUCCAACUGCAUGUUCAUCAACAACGCCAUCAACCCGAUCAUCUACAGCUUUUUCAACAUCCACUUCCGGCGACAGGUGACCAAGACGGUGCAGCGAGUGUUCUGCUGUUUCCCCAGAAGGCGCCACCCGCCCCAGAAGGUGGAUUCAGACCGGAGCACCAAGAAGGAAUUUCUGCCCAGUGACUGACUAGCGUGGUGCGGCCGUGCGGCUAGAAAAUGACGGCCACAUGGUCAGGACAUGACAGGCCACGUGAUCACGACAUGACAAGCCAUGUGAUCACGACAUGACAGGC
Molecule: messenger RNA, 1581 nt
Organism: Physella acuta
Lineage: Eukaryota; Metazoa; Mollusca; Gastropoda; Physidae
Product: D(3) dopamine receptor-like
Biological process (GO): G protein-coupled receptor signaling pathway
Cellular component (GO): membrane
Molecular function (GO): G protein-coupled receptor activity
Source: RefSeq, a predicted model, not a curated record